Molecule: messenger RNA, 3877 nt
Organism: Melanaphis sacchari
Lineage: Eukaryota; Metazoa; Arthropoda; Insecta; Hemiptera; Aphididae
Gene: Asator
Product: tau-tubulin kinase homolog Asator
Exons: 20
Coding region: 743-3877 (1044 amino acids)
Biological process (GO): peptidyl-serine phosphorylation; signal transduction
Cellular component (GO): nucleus; cytoplasm
Molecular function (GO): ATP binding; protein serine/threonine kinase activity
Source: RefSeq, a predicted model, not a curated record
UCCAACACAGUGUUCUGCCUGUCAGGUACGGUGGUGAUCGGUCGGCGUGCGAAACGAUUUUAAUAAUAAUAUCAUAAUCCGCUCGGCGAGUGCAAUCCGACACCCGCGCGCGCGCGCGCGUGUCGGCCAGCCACAGCAGCCACAGCCGCCGCCGCCGCCGUGCCGACUACGCGACCGUCGACGCACGUCGUUACGUCGCGCGCUCCGAUCACGCAGUAACCGCCAGUAACGCCAGUAACAAACGACGCGACGAUUCGGACGGACGGUCGGAUCAAUAACACCGGGCGGUUAGCGUACCGCCGCACACCACAAUAACCGCGGUCGUCGUUGUCGACCGUUGUUUUUCGUCGCGUAGCGUAUCGCCGUCCGCUGACCUGCUCCGCCCUCUCCUAGCAACUCCCCUACCAUACAUAAUAAUAAUAAUAAUAAUAGUGAGAAAAUUAUCGAUAAUAUAUUCGUUCCGCCGGCCCGCCGCCGUAUCUUUUCCGCGUCUUAUCAUGACUGCUGUUACGUCGGCGACGACGUUACGCAGCCGUCUCGAUACCGUCACUGUUGUCAUUAUUACCAGCGACGUCGGUCAUACGUCGGUCGUGACUGCCCAACGGCCGUCUCACUGAGCGUGUCUCCGCGACUACCGGACCCUCAGACCAACAGCUGCCCGCGGUUGGGCUUAAUGACCAAAUAUCAUUGGUAAAACAGCAAAUAACAAAUCAUAGUGUAACUUGAGUAUAUAUAAGUAAAGAUGUCUUCAGAAGAUCUGUUACAACCAGGACAUAUAGUAAAAGAAAGGUGGAAAGUUGCCAGAAAAAUUGGCGGUGGUGGAUUUGGAGAAAUAUAUGAAGGUCAAGAUCUUAUCACAAAAGAACUUAUAGCUUUGAAAGUAGAAUCGGCUCGUCAACCUAAACAAGUCUUAAAAAUGGAAGUAGCUGUGUUAAAAAAGUUACAAGGUAAAGAGCACGUAUGUCGUUUUAUUGGCUGUGGAAGAAAUGAACGAUUUAAUUAUGUGGUAAUGCAGUUACAAGGAAAAAAUUUAGCAGAGCUGAGAAGAGCACAGCCAAGAGGUGCUUUUUCAUUAUCUACUACUUUAAGAUUAGGUGUACAGAUUUUAAAAGCCAUAGAAAGUAUUCAUGAAGUUGGAUUUUUACACAGAGAUAUAAAACCUUCAAAUUUUGCUAUUGGAAGACUUUAUCAAAAUUCCCGUUGUGUUUACAUGUUGGAUUAUGGUCUUGCUAGACAAUUCACAACAGCUAAUGGGGAAGUACGAACUCCUAGAACUGCAGCUGGUUUUCGUGGUACCGUAAGAUAUGCUUCAUUGAAUGCCCAUAAAAAUAAAGAAAUGGGAAGACAUGAUGAUCUUUGGUCGUUAUUUUAUAUGUUGGCGGAAUUUGUAAAUGGUCAGUUACCUUGGCGGAAGAUUAAAGAUAAAGAGCAAGUUGGUGUUAUGAAAGAAAAUUAUGAUCAUCGCUCACUUCUUAAACAUCUUCCAUCAGAUCUGCGUCAGUUUCUUGAGCAUAUUCAGUCUCUUGAAUAUGCAGACAAACCAGAUUAUAAUAUGUUAACGGGUCUUUUUGAACGAUGUAUGAAAAGGCGUGGUGUUAAAGAAUGUGAUCAAUUCGAUUGGGAGAAAACUACUGAAACUGUUCAACCAGCAGUUACAGUUAGUGUUAUUACAAAUAAUACCACACCAGUUAUCUCCAGGCCAAUCACUUGUACCUCCUAUGGUGCAGACAUUAACAAUCAACUAGUCACAUCUACUGUAGAUAACGGACAAGAGGAAGAACCAGACAAUAAAAAAAUUACUCCAGAGGAGCAAAUACAAUGUGAUAAUAAUAUAAUUUACCGGCGUGCCCAAAAACUUGAAUCUGAUGCAAAUAAUUCAGGUUCUAAUAAAAUUAUUUCUACUGAUAAAAAUUGUAAUGCUACAUCUAGCACACCAUUAGAUCAUUUACCAAUUCCAAAAAGCUCUCCUAAGAAAGUAGUUCAGCGAAGAGCUGUUUCUAUGCCUGGUUUGGAAAGAGAAACAGAAAUAUUGGAAGCUUCUAAGCGUAAUUCUUCUCAAACUAAUUGUACGGUUGAUUCUGGUUUCCCACCAACACCAUUAAAUAUUGAAGGUGUUCCUAAUUCAGAUCUGGGUAAUUUGAACACUUCAGUUAUUGCAACCCAAGAAGCUAAUAAAGUUACAACUGCUAGUUCUCCUCUAGUUGAAGCAGAUAGUAUUGUAAAUCAAAUAAAAAAAGAACAGCGUAGCUUACAUUUUGCUAGGCGACAAGCCACUCCUAAUAGGCAAAUCUUAAAAUCUUCUGCCACUACUGCCAGAGAUGUCACGUAUACUCAAUUUGCAGUAAUUGAUGAUGAUAACGUAUCUGCAAUGCAACAAAUGACACGUGGUGGAGGAGGGUUAACUCUUAUGUCACAAUGGAAAUCGCAAUUUGACGACUCUGAAGAAACUGAUAACGAGUGGAAAGCAGAAAAUCUUCAAAGUCCUGAACAUAGAUUAAGUUUACAUGGUGUCUCUUUGAGUGGAAAAGAUAAUAUUUGUUCUCAAUACCCUAACAAUUGUAAGACACCAGAUAAAAUAUCUGGUAAUGCACAAUGUUUUUCAAAAUGUACUGAUAAUCUAAUAAAUAAUUCAGUCUUAUCACGAGCUUGGAGUGAAAUACAAAUUGCUGCAAAAAUAAGAACAAACCUUGAACCACCCUGGUUACAAGAAGCUGUCUUUGAUGAUAUUGUGUAUGAACUUGAUACAAGUAGAAAUAUAGCUGUAAGGAACUCUGAAAAAAGUAUUACAAAGAAAUUACAAAGAUCUAUUAGUCUAGCUAAUAUUAGUUUGAGCAUUAUUCCUAAAAAAGAAUUUCAAACUCAAUUCAUACAACAAACAAAAAUGAAAUUAAAAGUUCCUUCUCUUCAAGUUACCACUAACACAACCAGAUCUUCCAAUGAUGGUGAUGAAUUAUCGGGAAAAUUAUUUGCCGAUGAAUCACUAAAAAAUGGGAAUGAUGUAUCUGAAAAUUGCCCAAUGGAAACAGUAUCUGGAAAAUUGGAAAUAAGAGUCGUUGAUCGGCAUCUGAAUGAUAAUGAUAAUUACUGUGACACAACAAGCUCAAAACCAAUUGUGUUUACCGAGAAAGAUGACGAAGCUCACCGAAAAUGGGCUAGAAACAGAAAUAGUAGCGAUAUUAUGAACAUAAAUGGGAAACAUUUUGAUGAAAACGAAUUAUCUAACAUUAGUAUAAAAUCUUUUUCCUCUUCCGAUCAAAAUAACAAAAUCUCAGAUCAUAGCAGAAGUAAAAAACCACCUCAACCCAUAAUUCUUAGCAAAAACAGUAAAAUUCCACUACCCGUCAACCAAAAAUUAUCAGAAUCAAAUGAAAUAAAUUUGGCAAUGUUCAGUGAUGAAUCAAAAUCAAGUGCGACCAGUAAUAGUGGAAAACAAUUAUCUGAAGCACUUUUAAAGUGUCGUGGCCAAAAUUUAUCUACCGAAGUGCGUAGUAAACCACCGACUUCUGAAGAAAUUGAUGAUCAAUAUACUCCUGGUCUUAGAAGGCGGCGACAACUUCAAGAUAAAUAUGUAACUGACCCUUCUCAAUUAAAUUUACGAUUUCAAAGGCCUCAAAUGCGAAAGUCAAGGGAAUCUUAUUAUAGAUCUAGAUUUUCUGGUAGUCAAGAUGACAAUACUGGAUUAUUUUCAAAUUACAGACCUGUAUCUGGGUCAUCAAGUAGAAGUCUUGAACGAAAUUAUGAGUCUGAUAUUUUAUCAUCUCCUACCUUGAUACCUCCACCAAGUAUGUAUUCGUCGGAUGUCCAAACUCUUGUCGAAAAUAAUGCUAGAUGUCGUCGGUACCAAAUUUUUAAACCAACUGAGCUUGCAAGGGAUUAA